ACGCGUUUCCCCGUCUCCGGACUCGCUGGCGGUUGCAGUCACGCAUCUGGCCCCUCAACCCAGUCUUGGGGAGGCAGAGCUAAAGAGUGGCUUCAGCCCGGUGUGAAAUUCAUGCCUGCAUCAUGACAGCUCCCUAAAAACUGGACUCUGAAGCUCAGGUAUAGACAGUUCGUGAGAUGAGUGACUCAGAAGAUGAUGAUACCCCCCAGCUGUCUGCCUACACUUUAGCAGCUCUCCAGGAAUUUUUUGCCGAGACUCAAUGCACAGACUCAACUGGGGAUGGUAAAUAUAACGUUGGAGUGAUAGAAGAAAACUGGCAGUUGAGCCAGUUUUGGUACAGUCGGGAAACAGCCUUUCAACUCGCACAGGAAGCAGUCACUGCUGCAGGGGACAGUGGCAGAAUAGCAUGUGUGAGUGCCCCCAGUGUUUACCAGGCCCUCAGAGAACUGCGCAGAGACGACAUCUUUGUGUCCAUCUUUGAAUAUGACAGAAGAUUCGCCAUGUAUGGAGAGGAAUUUGUCUUCUAUGAUUACAAUAAUCCACUGGAUUUGCCUGACAAAAUCACUGCACAUAGUUUUGACAUCGUAAUAGCAGAUCCUCCUUAUCUUUCUGAGGAAUGUCUCAGAAAGACUUCAGAAACCAUCAAGUACCUGACGCGGGGCAAAAUUCUUCUGUGCACAGGUGCCGUCAUGGAGGCGCUAGCAGCACCGCUCCUAGGAGUGAAGAUGUGCACAUUUAUCCCAAAACACACCCGAAACUUGGCAAAUGAGUUUCGCUGUUACGUGAAUUACGAUUCUGGGCUGGACUGUGGAACCUAAAUACAGAUUGUUACAUAAUGCAAUAAAGGACCCUGGCUGACAUGGCCAUUUCCCUCUUUUUAUUUUCUUUUGAUUGAAAAUUUAUAAUCUCUCCCAUCCUUCCCCAAACUGGGGCCAUCUGGCUUAAUUGUCAAAAUAAAUGGUAUAGGGCCGGGGAUUUAGCUCAGUGGUUUUGCCGCCUGCUGCGUAAGCGCAAGGACCCGAGUUAGAUCCCCGGUACCAAAAAA
Messenger RNA from Heterocephalus glaber (naked mole-rat), 1045 nucleotides. It is a transcript of the gene Eef1akmt1, whose product is annotated as EEF1A lysine methyltransferase 1. Lineage: Eukaryota; Metazoa; Chordata; Mammalia; Rodentia; Bathyergidae. Gene Ontology annotation, molecular function: protein-lysine N-methyltransferase activity; nucleic acid binding. The record is from RefSeq and is a predicted model, not a curated record. Gene Ontology annotation, biological process: methylation.